This is a messenger RNA of Paramormyrops kingsleyae, 3838 nucleotides long. RefSeq names its product microfibril associated protein 3 like (gene mfap3l). The record is from RefSeq and is a predicted model, not a curated record. NCBI's taxonomy places the organism in Eukaryota, Metazoa, Chordata, Actinopteri, Osteoglossiformes, Mormyridae.
UCCUAAUUAUGGAAUGGAGGCUUUUACACGAGACUGGAGCGCUGGUUUUUCCCAGCCCUUGAAAAGGAAUGUGUGUCUGUUUGUGGAAGUGUGUGCAUAUCUAUAUAAUAUAGAUAUGUGUAAAAAUCUUCAACAUCAAACCGUGCAGGUGAGAAUAUGGAAAAGAUAAAUGUCAGGUGCAGCUUCCGAAGACCAAAGGUCCCCUCAGCUAAACAAUCGUUGUCCAGUACAAGAGAAAAAUCAUCCAAACAAAAAAGUCGUAUCCGGGUGAGAGGCGAUGCGGGCCUGAUUGACAGAAGGUGAGCGGACAGCGUCCUUUACCGCCAACCGGGGCCACAGUGAUGCUUGUGAAUGCAGAGGCCGGCUGCCGCACCCCCGCCCUGACACACGCUCUCAGAUAGCCGCGGCGGGUCCUCGCACAGCAUGAAGACUCGACUUGUCUGAAGACUUGACUUGUCUCUUAUUGAGUCUUUGGGUGGUGCCACAUCGUAGGGGGAACAUGAGACAGGAGGCGAACGGACACGGGGUGCUGCUUUUGGCACUGGUGGCCCUGUAUGCCGCCGCCGGGCCAACCCAUGGCACAGGAAAUCAGAUGGCAGACCAUGGAAACGGGACCGCGGAUCAUGGAAACAGGACCAAGGACCCUGGGAACUGGACCGCGGACGGGCUCGGAGGCUCAGUGCCGGUGCUGCUGGCCAGGACCAAGCAGAUCAUUGCCCGAGAGGGGAACAGCGUCGUGAUGGACUGCAACGCCAGCGGGGACCCCCUGCCCAGUGUGCGCUGGUUCAACUCGCAUGGUGCUCUGCUGGAGUCCGAAGCCAGCGGUGGCAAAUGGCUGAUCGAGGAUGGAGUCCUCAACAUCACAAGCAUCACAUUUUCUGACCGGGGCAGGUACACGUGCAUGGCAUCCAACGUUCACGGCAGCAGCAACCACACGGUUACCCUGCGUGUGGUUUUCAUCAGCGGUGACAUGGGUCUCUACUACAUGAUCGUGUGCCUGGUGACCUUCACCAUCAUCAUGACGCUCAACGUGGCCCGGCUAUGCAUGAUGAGUAGCCACCUGAAGAAGACAGAGAAGGCCAUCAAUGAGUUCUUCCGUACGGAGGGCGCCGAGAAGCUGCAGAAGGCUUUCGAGAUCGCCAAGCGCAUCCCCAUCAUCACCUCAGCCAAGACGUUGGAGCUGGCCAAAGUCACGCAGUUCAAGACCAUGGAGCUGGCCCGCUAUAUCGAGGAGCUAGCCAGAAGCAUCCCGCUGCCCCCACUGAUCACAAACUGCCGCACAUUCAUGGAAGAGAUCUUGGAGGUGGUUGGUGUGGAGGAGAUGCGGCACACGUUUGUCCGCCAGGCCCCUGAGGGCCAGGAGGGGGCAUGCGGAGAUGUCUACACCAUUCCUCGCCGGCGCAGUGAAUCCCCCGCCGCCGACUCAGACGAUGCCUCACUGCAAGAGCAGCCUCAGCAUAUCGCCAUCCAGGCCUCAGUGCACCCCCCACUGGCUGCUGCUGGGUACUGCAGCAUGGAGGGUCCUUCACCGGAUACCCCACCCACCUCGUUGCCUUCAUCCCAUCUUGCUCUUCCUCCACCUGCUCCGCUGACAGCUCCACCCCAGGAUGGACCCACAGAGCCAGAGCCAGAGCCAGAGCCAGAGCCAGAGGCAGAGGCAGAGGUCAAAGUCAAACCUGACAUGGCAAUCUACGAGAGUCAUGUGUAGUUGUGAGGGCUCUCCAGCAUCUCCAAAAUGGAGCUCAAUCAUGACUGUAAGUAAAACAGUGAAACAGUUUCUGUCUGAGUAGAGCAUGCUGGGAGAUAUUGCUGCUGUCUUCAAACCAUGGGCAGUUUGCCGUAGUGGUAGUACUGGAAGCCUAAUAGCGUGGGCAGCCUAGAACAUUCUGAGCUUUGGGAUACCAGCCCUUUUCAAGCAUAGGUCUGAACAAAUUAGAGAUGUUUCUCUGAAAGCAUGGUUACAUACGAACAUCUUAGGGAACUUCCGUUAUUAUUAUGAUUAUUAUAUUACUAUUAUUGUCAUUCUUAUUUCAAGGGUUUUGUUGGAUUCACCAUUAGAUAUAGUGAUUUUCUUGCCUUGUACAAAGAAUGUUCUGUUAUAGAAAGAGCAUGUCAGCUGAAUUUAAAUUAUAAUUUUUUAAACCUCUUUUGGUUUCUUGUGUGGAGUCCUGAACUCCAGCCUCCCGCCCAAUUUCCUGUCAUUACGACUGAGUGUGUGUGUGUGUGUGUGGGGGGGGGGGGGUCCUGGUCUGGCUUAAUGAGGCUCGGUUGGUCAAGCAGUGUCCUCACUGACUCUUUUGUAGUAAAAUAAACACUGUCUUUUGUGUCACCCUGGCCAUCAUUGAAUUGAGCGAAAGCGUCUCAACGGACUGAAUUUCCCCUUUCACGUUAGCAGAAUCUGCUGAUUCCCUUUUUUCUUCUUUUUUUUUUAAAAAUCCGAUCAACUCACUUCCUAUUUUUCCAUUGUGGACGGUGGGAGAGCCUUGCGAUCAGUUACCAUGGAUACGGUAGUCAUUGUAUAGUAGGAGAAUUCCCGACGAAUUUCCGCAGUCCCUUAGCCAGCUGACACACACAUACAAACACACACACACACACACAUGCACGCACAUGCGGAGACACACACGCAGGUGAACAUUCAGCAGCACUGCGCAGCUUGGAAUGGAGUCAGACCCCCUUUUGGGUGCUGGGGGGGUGGUGAGAGUUGGCAGGGAACGCCGGCAGUGCUGGGCCGCAUGGCAAUGGCUUCCCUUUGUCCGGCUCCCGUUCACACACGCCGCUCCAUAGAGCGCGGUGAGCCCAGCCUCUUGGUAGGAAGUCCGUAUCCGUCGGAGCCCGACUGCAUUUCUGGCCAUUGUGCCAACCAGCCUGUUCUGGCAGCAGGAGUACCAUGGCACAGGGUGCGAAUUAUCAUGCUGAAAGCAGCCUCCCCGCGUUCACAGUUAGGCAUCCCAUCAUAGGGGCGGCCCUUUCCCUGAGCUGCCCGGGACAGACGCCAGACUCCCUGCGACCUGCACUGUAGAAGCUAUUAUGGAAGACGGAUGGAUGACUUUCAGCAAGAGAAUUCUUAUCCAUCCCUUUUCCCAUCCAGUACAGUGUUUUACCAUCUUAAUGAAACAACCUCCCUGCACCAGUUCAUCGUGUGUCCGGUCCUCGAACUCUGAAUGGCUAAUAGGGAUUAUGACCAGUUUUGACUCACACCCUGAUUGGAUCAUUCCUGCUGCCAUCACAUGUUCAGCAUCUGCCUGGCCUUUUGCCACUAGGAAUUGGGCUGAGGACAAAACCUCUUUGGCUGGGGGGGUGAUAUACACACCUGCAGUCUCUCCAAAAUCGGUCAAGUUUAGGGAAAAGGGGGCCUGCUGGCUGGCCACCGUGUCCACAGUGUUCACGUACUGCAAAGUCUGAAAGCACCCCCAUUCGACGUAAAGCUUACCCACAGUUCCCUCUGUAAGAACUCAUACUGCAAAGCUUGUAGGAGGAAAGUUGGUGACUUGAAGGGGACACGGGAAGAACAUUAGGACAAUAUGACCUUGAUGUUCAGCAAACACCCUGGGAUUUCCUGAACCACUGGUGCAAUUUGUGAAUUCAGGCUCAUCAGAGCAGUUUGGCCACAUUGUUUCUUUUAACGCUGACUGCACUUUUAUUUUGAAAGCAUAGCCCCGCCGGUGUCCACAGGAAGUGGAGCCUUUCCGGCUGCCUGACAGCCAGGUGACCUUCAAUGAGGCCAGCAUUAUGUUCAGAUCUCCCUUGUGUAUAGGAACAACCUUCUACAUAAUAGCAUGUCUUUCAACGUCAUUUGUAAUGGUUUUAUAAAUAAAAUAAAUGAUCAAAAUGCUCUGUU